AUGUUCGCGGCUCUCGCGUCUUUCUCGUUGUUUAUUCCUCCCCCCCGUCUGGAAAAGGAGGGCUGUGCUUUCCGUGGCUCUCUGUCUGACGAGCUGCGAUCGCUGCGGAGCUGUUUUCCUCUCCUGCCUGGUACUUUCUUUUUUUGUCCCGCAGAGGUGAACUAUGCAAGUAGCACCAGGAUUCCUCUCCCUGGUGACGGACCAGCUUUUCAGUCAAACAGUUCAGCACCAUCCAAGCAGACUGUUCUAUCUUGGCAAGCUGCAAUUGAUGCUGCUAGACAAGCGAAGGCUGCCCAAAAUAUGAGUACCACCACAGCCCAGCCUGUAGGAUCUCUGUCCCAAAGAAAACGUCAGCAAUAUGCCAAGAGCAAAAAACAGGGUAAUACGUCUAAUAGUCGGCCACCCCGUGCCCUUUUUUGUUUAUCCCUCAACAACCCAAUACGAAGAGCCUGCAUUAGUCUAGUAGAAUGGAAACCAUUUGACAUAUUUAUACUACUAUCUAUUUUUGCCAAUUGUGUGGCCUUAGCUGUUUACAUCCCAUUCCCAGAAGAUGACUCUAAUUCAACUAAUCAUAAUUUGGAAAAAGUAGAAUAUGCCUUCCUGAUAAUUUUUACAGUUGAAACAUUUUUGAAGAUUAUAGCAUAUGGAUUAUUAUUACACCCCAAUGCAUAUGUUAGGAAUGGAUGGAAUUUAUUGGAUUUUGUAAUAGUAGUAGUAGGAUUAUUUAGUGUAAUAUUGGAACAAUUAACCAAAGAAACAGAAGGUGGCAGCCACUCAGGUGGCAAACCUGGUGGCUUUGAUGUCAAAGCCCUAAGAGCCUUUCGUGUACUGCGACCUCUCCGGCUUGUAUCAGGAGUGCCCA
Phaethon lepturus (White-tailed tropicbird) is the source of this 862-nucleotide messenger RNA. RefSeq names its product voltage-dependent L-type calcium channel subunit alpha-1D-like. Gene Ontology annotation, molecular function: high voltage-gated calcium channel activity. The record is from RefSeq and is a predicted model, not a curated record. Lineage: Eukaryota; Metazoa; Chordata; Aves; Phaethontiformes; Phaethontidae. The annotation marks the transcript as partial. The transcript has 5 exons. Gene Ontology annotation, biological process: calcium ion import across plasma membrane. Gene Ontology annotation, cellular component: voltage-gated calcium channel complex; membrane.